This is a messenger RNA of Zea mays, 1924 nucleotides long. Its product is annotated as F-box domain containing protein expressed. Gene Ontology annotation, molecular function: protein binding. The transcript has a single exon. Lineage: Eukaryota; Viridiplantae; Streptophyta; Magnoliopsida; Poales; Poaceae. The coding region runs from base 370 to 1719 and encodes 449 amino acids. The record is from RefSeq and is marked predicted.
UCCCAAACGAACGGCCAAACCAUUUCGUCUUCCUGCCUCCGACCGACCGAAAGGACGGGAACGUCUGCACAAGGCAGAAGCAGCCGCGGCGACAACAGGGGUGAGCCCUCGAAUCGGAAUCACCCUCAUCCUUUGCUCGAUUGCAUCCUUCUCCUUCGUGUCGGUCGCCGUGAUCGGAGCCCCGGUUUGGUUGGUUCCCGCAUCACCGUCUAGUGCCGUGUUCCCCCGUAGCCGGUUUCGCUGCCGCGUUUGCAUUCCACAGGGUAGGAUCGAGCCGGCAGCUGUGCGGUUGGCGAGGAGCAGUCCCCAUCCCAUCCCCCACCGCCCUCCGAUCCGAGCGCGUGGACAAGUUGCCGAGGCGGAGAGAGAAUGGAGGCACUAAAGCCGGAGCGGGUCGUCGACGACGCCGCGGCGGACUUCAUCUGCGACGCCCCCUCCAACGCCCUCGACGAGAUCCUCGUCCGCCUGUCGCCCAAGUGGACCCUCCGCAUGCGGUCGGUCUGCAGGGCGUGGCGCGACAAGCUGGACCACUGGGCCACCCGGUCCCGGCGCAAGAACCCGCCGCAGCCGCUGCUCUGCUUCGACCGCGUCGCCUGCCCCGACCGCUACGUCCGUCUCACGGACUACUGCGUCGAGUCUCUCGACCUCCGCUCCGGCAGGCCGCACCACGUCCUACGGUUCACCGCCAGCGACUACUACGAGGCCGCCGGGGCCCGUGACGACGACGACGACGACCCGCCCGGCGACACCGAGCCCGAGGUCUCCCGUGUCGUCGACUACGCGAAGAUGGAGAGGGAGAACUACGCGGACGGGUUCAAGCAGAUGGUCCUGCUCCACGCUUCCGUCGACGGCUACCUCCUCGUGUCCUUCUCCUUCGACUGGUACGUGAUCAACCCGGCGACGCGCCACUGGGCCUCCAUUCCGGACCUCACGCUCUGGAACGUGAUCGGCUUCUACGAGCACUUCUCUUCCGGCGAGUACCGCGUGCUGUGCAGCGGCGGACGCACGCGUACCAGUAGUACCGUAGACGAAGGCCCGGAACGGUGGUACCACAUCGUCACAGUGACCCGGCCCGUGCAGUGGCGGUCCAUCGGGCGGCCCAUCGCGCGGCACGUGCCCCGGGACCACGGGCUAGCGGCGGGGGUGCGGAUGGCCGGCGUCUCCCCGCCCGUCCAGCUGAGGCACCGCCACCUGCACUGGCCGCCGCAGAAGAGCCAGGGGUACCGCAUACUGGUGUUCGACAUAUGGGUCGAUGCGUUCAGCUGGAAGGAGCCUGCUCCCGUGACAGACAUGGACCAAAAGGACAUGGCGCUGCUCGAGUUCCCCAACGGCCGCCUCGGCAUGUCCGUCUCCGGGAAGAACUUGGCGACGGUAGAGCUCUGGCGUCUGGAGGACUAUCAUAACGAGCUCUGGGUCCUCGCGUACCGGAUCCAGCUGCCACUCCCGUGGAUGCGGCUUAUGCAGGACGACGACUGCUGGAUCCCCCCGUCCGUUGUCUCGGCCGAUGGGGAUGUGCUGAUCCUGUCCGGGCGCUGGCUCUUGCACUGUGACAGGAACGGGAAUCUGCUGCGCGAGUUUGGGCUUCCUCAUGUUCGGAGGAUGCUGCCUAUUAGGCACGUGCUGAGGGAGAGCCUCGUCCAGCACCGGACGUUCCUGAAUCCCAAGCCUGCUCGUGAACCGCCGUUCUUCCGUUGGCUGUGUGGUGAUCCCAGCUGGUGAAGCACCGGACUUUCAGCAUCUAUUGCUUUACAUCAUGCCGCGCUUCAUACCAAUGAAGCCUGACUGUCUCUGAAACUAUAGCUUCUUCUUCUUGACUUUGGUUGUAAGAAAUACUAAGUUUCGAUAGCAUGCGUGGUGGGUGUUUGGGACUGUGAUUGAACGCGAGAGGUUCAGGUGCUGCUAUAUUUGAGUAUUUUGGCUGGAU